Molecule: messenger RNA, 1080 nt
Organism: Zingiber officinale
Lineage: Eukaryota; Viridiplantae; Streptophyta; Magnoliopsida; Zingiberales; Zingiberaceae
Product: ribosomal RNA small subunit methyltransferase H-like
Exons: 5
Coding region: 1-1080 (359 amino acids)
Biological process (GO): rRNA base methylation
Molecular function (GO): rRNA (cytosine-N4-)-methyltransferase activity
Source: RefSeq, a predicted model, not a curated record
AUGUGGACGGCGGCGGUCGUCGGCGCUGUCACGGUCUACUGGUUCGUGUGGGUGAUGGGCUCGGCGGAAGUGAAAGGCAAGCGGACAGUGAACCUUAAGAUGGGAUCGAUCAUGCGGGAUAAGGUGCAGGACAAGUACAAGCAAUUCUGGUCCUUCUUUCUCCGCUCCAAGGAGGGCAUUGCCGCCGCGUCCGACGACGAUAAUGUCCCUGCCUUUGUCGACACCUUCUACAACCUCGUCACAGACAUCUACGAGUGGGGAUGGGGGCAGUCCUUCCACUUCUCGCCCUCACUUCCCGGCCGCUCCCACCGGGAAGCCACACGCAUCCACGAGGAGCCCCUCGCUGAUAUGAGAGAUGGGGAUCUCAUCUCUCAGAUCCCCAUCCGAGAAUUGCGCUCCGGGGCGAAGUUCGACCGCGACCUCUACCAUCGCUACGCAGACCCCGUCCGGGACCACGUCCCCGUCAUGCUCGGCGAGGUGCUCGACGCAUUCCGUUCCCUCCGCCUCCUCUCCUUCGUUGACUGUACCCUCGGCGCCGCCGGGCACUCUGCCGCUAUCGUAGAUGCCCAUCCGGAGUUGGAGUUGUUCGUGGGAAUGGAUAUGGAUGCUUCAAUCCAUGACCAGGCCCGGGCUCCGAUAGAGAAGCUCUUGGCCAUGGAUUCGCGCGGCAGCAAGUUGAAAGCUUACACUCAUGUCAGAAACUUCAAGUACAUCAAGUCGGUGCUUGGCAGCGUCGAUGAGAACCUGCUUGACGUUGGGGUGAACGACAUCUUGAUGGACCUUGGAAUCUCAUCCAUGCAGGUGGAUGACUCUACAAGGGGAUUUAGUGUGCAAGGUGAUGGACCUUUGGAUAUGCGCAUGAAUCCUCAGGCAAGUUUGACAGCUGAAGAGAUAUUGAAUUCUUGGUCUGCUGCGGAAGUGGGAAAGGUACUACGUGAAUAUGGAGAAGAAAGCAAUUGGCAAUUUAUUCAGAAUCAAAUUGUUGAAGCUCAUGAACAAGGGGGAUUGCAUACUACAGAUGAACUUGUGCAUCUUGUGAGAAGAGCAUCAUCCAAGUCAGGAGGUAUGGUUUUCCACUGA